This is a messenger RNA of Batrachochytrium dendrobatidis JAM81, 657 nucleotides long. RefSeq lists its product as uncharacterized. The transcript has 2 exons. Lineage: Eukaryota; Fungi; Chytridiomycota; Chytridiomycetes; Rhizophydiales. The record is from RefSeq and is a predicted model, not a curated record. The coding region runs from base 1 to 657 and encodes 218 amino acids.
AUGAAACUCGCAGUCACAGUAUUGGCAUCAAUCCUGUUUGCUUGCUCGGUUACUACAGCCAAACCAGUCAAUCCCAGUGCAACUACAAGUGCUGAAGCUAGCACUUCAACCGUCACUCCCAGUGCACAAGUUACACCUUCAGUUGAUCUUAAGUAUCAAGAAGAGAAAGAAAAAAAAAUGCUGAAGAUUAGAGAAGGGAACGAAAAAUUCUUCAGCAUUCAAGAAGAGCGUCUGAAACUCGAUAAAGAUUUUUGUUACGCUGAUUGGUCGCUUCGUUUAGCCAGAAAAAAACUUGCAGAGCUCCUGUUCCAAAAUGAUCCGAAUGCAGCAUCACUGGAUUCUCGAAUCGAAUUUCUGAAAUCAAAUCGCAAUUUUGUUGAAGGUAUCUACCAAUCUCUUAUUCUCCAACUAAACAAACAGCCAAAAUCCGAGCAAGCCUCUACUAGUGGAACCCAGAACCAAUCACAACAUCAUAAAAGUCCAUCAUCACCAAGCGAAGCGUCUACAGUUCAACACACUCAAGCAUCAUCCAGUACACAAAGAGCUUCCAAAUCCCAUUCUCGUUCUCGUUUAUGGAAAACUUCCAAAUCCAAGAAUGAGCGCAAAUCAUUUUUGAGUCCACCCAGUUCUGAAGAUUCAGAUGAAUCACCCGUUUGA